UCAACUUUAUAAAACUCAGCUCCCAGAAGGUCUAAAGCCGUAGCACAAAAUCCAGUUUCCAGUCUCAAUAUUUUAUUGAUAAUCCGGGGCUUUUACACAGAUUUAGUGGUUGGGGAGCUGACAAACUGAGUUAACAAUGGCGUUAUGGGAGCACAGCUGAGUGAUCACCAUCCUCUCACUCACAAGGCCUCUGACUUGAGGCACAAUGCUGCCUUUUUUCCUCCCCUCAUCCUGGCUGCUUACACCACGUGGAGGGGGGAAAAGGUAGUGAAAGAAAGACAGAAAAAUAAUUUAGCAGCAUCCUGUCAUCCCUCCCCCUCUUCUCUGCAUCUCUGUGUGUUGGGGCAGAAUAAUAAAACGCUUUGUUGCAGGCAGAACCCGAGUUCAUCAAUAAACACGAUUAAACUAUGUAAGUUGAAUUAAUGAUUGUGUUACUGCAAAAAGGCACUAUUUUAAAGCACAACACUUGCAAACAUAAAAACAUAAAUACAAUUGGAGCAUUUUAUUCCUAACUGCUCGUCCGUUUUUUUAAAUAAAUCUUUAUUAGUAAGAAGAAUAAAAAUAUAUUAUUGUCGCUUUUUGAGCAAGACGACAAGAACAAGGCGUUCGUAUUUGCAGAGCCAUCUUGUCAAAUUGAUCGCCCGCACGAUUCCUGCACGUUUGUUUAAAGCGAUAUUUAAGAAAUAAGCGCGGAAAAAAACCGGCCGUGCUAUGCUAAGCGCGUCCCCGCUACUGUACAGCAACCUGUUGCUUGCCGUGCGCGCUCCCACAUCAUAACACAAGUUAUGAUUCAUAAAAAAAAGAGUCUGCUCCGGCGGAAAAAGGAGAGAAAACAGCCCCGGAUGUGCAUUUCCACCACAGGCCGCUCGUCGCCCACACGGAGAACAGUGCCAUGACGUCCAUGGAUGAAGAGCUGACCUGCCCUGUGUGCCGGGACAGCUUCAGUCGGGCCCACCCGCUGCCCUGUGGCCACAGCUUCUGUCCCACCUGCAUCCGUGAAGCCUGGAGUUGCCAUUCAGAGGGGAAAGUCCGAUUUGUGUGCUCCCAGUGUCAGGAGGAGCAUGGGGAGGUGCUGUGUGACUGCUGCCCCCCAGAGGCAGAGGAGAAAUCCCAGGCUGUGAAGACCUGCUUGAGGUGUGAGGUGUCGCUGUGUGCCAGCCACCUUCAGCCCCACCUGGAGAGACCAGCUUUCAGCAACCACAUGCUGGUAGAUCCAUUGGGGGACAUUUCUCAUCGAAGGUGUGCCGCCCAUUCUGAGGUGUUCCGCUACUACUGUGUGGAUGAGCGGGUGUACGUGUGCGGGGACUGCCUGCUGGAGGGAGGCCAUUCUCAGCACAAAGUGAAGGCUCUGAGGCACGUCGAAGAGGAUCUGAAGGUGAUUCUCCAGACGCUGCUCAUCAAAGCAGAAAACAAGCUCAAAGAUGGGGAGCGGAUUCUGAAAGAGCACAAGAAUAUGGAUUCUUCCGUGGCUGACUCAUUAAAACAAGAUGACGGUCUGGUGGAGCGGCUGGACUCCGACCUGCAGGUCCAGGUGAAGAAGCUGGUGCUGGCUCUGAAGGAAAUCACCAAGAGGGAGAGGCAGCAGAUCUUAGAGCGCAUGCAACAAGACUGUGCCAAAGUGAGGGUCGACAUGAGCCAGACAGUUAACAUCCAGCAUUACCUGACUCUGCUGCUGGCAGAGACGGACCCCUUCCUGCUCAUCUGGGCCUUUCAGUCAGAAGACACAAAGUUAUUAGCUGACCUGAACUGCCCAAUGUUCAACCCUGCUCCCAUCAGUCUGGACAGGAAACACAUCCUAGAAGACAUAGAGGGAAAAUAUCGUGGGUUCAUCACAGCGACCCUCCGCUGCCUCAGUGACCUCAAACGGGAGCUCUUGACCAGUCCAUUAACAUUGGACACGAACACUGCCCAUCCUCUGCUGAGCAUCUCAGAUGACCUGCGCACAGUCACUCGUGUCAAGAGCCGCCUGCCCUGCGCUGCCCAUCCCGAGCGUUUCGACCACUGGCCACAGGUCCUCGCUGCCCAGACCUUCUCCUCUGGAACCCACUACUGGGAGCUGGAGGCAGAGGGAUUCUGGGAUGUUGCCAUCUGCUACCGAAGUAUUGGACGCAAGGGAAAGGAGGACAAUGCUUUUGGAAACAAUAAGGUGUCUUGGAGUUUGACACAACAGCACGACAAAAAGCUUGCAGCCUGGCACAACCGCAGGAAGACCCGCCUCUCGUACCAAAUGACCAGCAACCGAGUUGCCGUUGCUGUGGAUUACAGCGCAGGGACCAUCACCUUCUCUGAGGUGGGAUCAAGCAACAGCCUGAUCCACCUUCACACGUUCUCCUCCAGCUUCACCCAGCCUCUGUGCCUGGGCUUCGGACUCUACAAAGCUGAGCUCAAAAGUCGCAUUUCCAUCGUCAAAGUGUGAAAAAACCCAGAGGGUUCUUCAAAAAAACUGUGAUGUUUACAUUGAAACUUCUUCUAAUGGGAGUUACAGCAAGAGGAGCAGGAUUCUGGUGCAAAAGUCUAUGUGGGACACAUUUUAAAGUCUGCCUUUUCCCCCCAGAAAUGUCUAAGGGGGUUAAGAUGUGUGUGGCACAGUAAGAAUAAAGAAAGCGUAAAUACUUUCAA
Molecule: messenger RNA, 2619 nt
Organism: Oryzias latipes (Japanese medaka)
Lineage: Eukaryota; Metazoa; Chordata; Actinopteri; Beloniformes; Adrianichthyidae
Gene: trim110
Product: tripartite motif containing 110
Molecular function (GO): zinc ion binding; protein binding
Source: RefSeq, a predicted model, not a curated record